Molecule: messenger RNA, 735 nt
Organism: Gregarina niphandrodes
Lineage: Eukaryota; Apicomplexa; Conoidasida; Eugregarinorida; Gregarinidae
Product: putative carnitine deficiency-associated protein
Exons: 2
Coding region: 1-735 (244 amino acids)
Biological process (GO): tRNA splicing, via endonucleolytic cleavage and ligation
Cellular component (GO): tRNA-splicing ligase complex
Molecular function (GO): RNA binding
Source: RefSeq, a predicted model, not a curated record
AUGAAACCGGAAUCGAAACGGCGACUGUUGGAAUGGGGAUACUUUGCUGACAACGAUACAGAAAAAGACCACGACCAAGAUGACCCCUCCUUCUUAUAUGGCUGGGCUCAAGACGCUUCAGGUACUUGGAAUAAAAAUGGCAAACAGACACUCAUUAAUUGGACUCUGAAGGACUAUCAAAACUGCGUUGCAUGGCUCGAAAUUAACAAAGCUCUGGUUCUGCACCCUUCUGAACGAGCGUGGCUCCUCCAAAUUACUAAUACAAAGGCAUGGAUGAAAAAUUACAGAUUGUAUUUGGAUAUACUGAAAGUUCCUUUUGACGCAGAAGAAAAGAAUUUGGAGAACCUUGUAAAGAAAACAUUUGACACUGUGGUAUCGAGAAGUAUUGAGGAGUACUAUGCAAACGAGGAUAUGCCAUGUCAGUUAAUUAAUGGAGCUUUAAAUGAAACCGAACAAUUAUUGGAUGCUGAAACAAUCCAUUUGGCCAAGCAGGUUCUGGGUCAGGAUUUAUCUCUAACAGUGGAAGAGACAUGUAGAGUACUUAGAUCUCGUUUAAUUGAUCCAGGACAGAAUGGGUCGGCACAGCAACUUACAGAGCCAAACGAUAUAUGUCGUUUAGUAUGUCAAAAAAAAAUGAACCAGAUUCAAACGGUGAUUAAUGAAACGAUUGCAGGGAUGCAAAAAAUUACUGCCGAUGUUGCCACAGACUUCCGACAAGGCAAAGUGGGCUUCUAA